This is a messenger RNA of Acanthaster planci (crown-of-thorns starfish), 6486 nucleotides long. It is a transcript of the gene acad10, whose product is annotated as acyl-CoA dehydrogenase family member 10. Gene Ontology annotation, molecular function: oxidoreductase activity, acting on the CH-CH group of donors; flavin adenine dinucleotide binding. The record is from RefSeq and is a predicted model, not a curated record. Lineage: Eukaryota; Metazoa; Echinodermata; Asteroidea; Valvatida; Acanthasteridae.
UCUACAAAUGCUUGGUACAACCUUCAAUGUCAAGACCGUCAUCUGAAAAUCUUCAUGAAAUACACGGAAAGAAAGUUCAGGUUUUCUGUGGUGACUCAAAGUGUUCACGGGUAGGCCUACUUUCUGCUUUUCCCCCACCCAUUUUACUGAAAUAAAUCUGUAAUUUGACAGACUGUGCCAAGCAUUUAUAUAAUGCCAAACACAACUGGGUAGUUAUUUUCAAAAAUGUUGGUGUUACUGACCAAUUCUGGUGGGGGUAUUUAAGUAAAUUUUGGAACACUUCCUUCAAUUCCUUUCAGUUUAAUCUAUGACCCAUACACCUGUCAUAAUGAUGCAACUAGUACUUUUCGACCGUGUUUGUUUCACAUGGAUCUUGAUCAUGAUCACUGAUCCGUCAUCAUGGUCAUUGGUUUACGAACACCAAAACCCACUAACACAUGGUGCAAACCAGCGUUUGGAUCACUGACCAAAAUCCAGAUCCAUGUGAAACAAACAGGCCCUUUAAAAUUAAUUGAUUUAGGAAACUGCAAACUCCCCAUUAUCAUGACACGGUCCAUUUGCCAUGUUGCCUGUUGGCGGUAUGAACAGUUACAGCAUAUAGCUUUUAUGUUUAUUAAUUACAGGCCCUCCCCAAAGUAAGAAAGGAGAUCGUACAUUGUAUGACAAGCACCAAGUCACGUCCUCGCUAUGGUCCAAGUUACUCGGCAUCGGAUCAGAGUCAGAUCACGUAACAACUUGGUCCGACUCCGAUCCGAGUAACUAGGUUUUAGUUCCGCUGGGUCUGCGACAAACCGCCGCGGCGCACCUGCAUGCUGCCACCGAGAUAUUUGGCCAGGAGAAGUAGGCGAUUAUUAGCGUUGCCAGUCUUCAGUAAAUUAGCUGAAGUCGAAGUCAGCAAAAUGAGGCUUCUCAAAGCUGCCGCAGCUUGCCGCCUUCUCUGUCAUGCCUGUCUUCGUCCGGAUAAGUCCCAUGCCGCCAGGCACCGAGGUCUGCAGGUCCUGCCGGAGUUGUGCAGAGGUCUCAGGACGUCCGCAGUCGUUGCUCAGAAACGGGCGGUUAUAUUCGACCUGGGAGGUGUUCUCAUCGCAAAACCAGGGCCAAUCUUCAAAGAUUUUGAGGUGCAAAAGGGUCUUCCUGCUGACACCAUCCUGGAGGUGAUCCGAAGGACUGGCCAAUCAGGGGCAUGGACGAGGCUCAAUCGAGGAGAGAUCACAGCGGAUGAGUUUGACGCAGAGUUCAGCAAGGAGUGCUCUCAGCAGCUGGGUUAUGACGUGGACACAUCCGGGCUUCUGGCCUAUUAUGAGGCCCACGCAGCCGAACCCAUCCCCGAGAUGGUGGACGCCAUCCGAUGCAUCCGGGCAGAGGGGCUCAAGACGGCCAUACUGACCAACAACUGGAAGCACGAGGGGUCAGUGACUUCCCUCUUUCCAGUGGACAAGGACCUAUUUGAUGCGGUGGUUGAGUCCUGCCGAGCGGGCAUGGCCAAGCCUGACCCCGCCAUCUAUCAGCUUUGCCUUGAUGAACUCAAGGAGAAGCCAGAAAAGACCGUCUUCCUGGAUGAUCUUAAAGAGAAUGUGAAGGGGGCUAGGAAGAUGGGGAUUGAUAGUAUUCAGGUUGAUGACACACAGCAAGCACUUUCUGAACUUGCCAAGACACUCGGCUUUCCUGUGCACUGUUUCGUGGAAGGCACAACAGCAGUCCGUAAAGGCCUUGAGCUACCCACAGACUCACUCCGAGCAUACCUCAACUCAAUCAAUAUAGGGACCAGUGAUGACAGCGCCCUCAACGUCCGUCAGUUCAAACAUGGCCAAUCCAACCCCACAUACUACGUCGGUUACGCAGGCAGGGACAUGGUACUGCGCAAGAAGCCGCCGGGUAAACUUCUCCCCUCGGCCCACGCCGUCGAGAGAGAGCACCAGGUCAUGAAGGCACUUGGGGGUGCUGGGGUACCAGUUCCCGACCUCCUGGCACUCUGUGAGGAUGACAGUAUCGUGGGGACACCUUUCUAUCUUAUGGACCUGGUCAAAGGUCGCAUCUACAAGGAACCUAGCCUGCCCAGCAUGCAGCCCUCGGAGCGGCGGGAGGUGUACAGUGCAAUGUGUGACGCCCUGUGUCGUAUCCACAGCGUGGAUAUAAAGCAAGCUGGCCUGGAGGGCUUCGGCAAGCAGGGGAAGUAUGUGUCUCGCCAAAUCGCAGUUUGGAGCAAGCAGUACAAAGCCAGUGAAACUCAUGACAUUCCCAGCAUGACUAAACUGAUGGACUGGCUGCCACAGCAUUUGCCUGAGACAGAAAUGGUCUCUGUGGUCCACGGCGACUUCAGGUUGGAUAAUCUCAUUCUUCAUCCCAACAAAUCGGAGGUGAUCAGUGUGCUGGACUGGGAGCUGUCCACCAUCGGGGACCCGCUGUCGGACCUAGCUUACUGCUGCAUGCCUUACUAUCUCUCACCAAAGUUCCCCCUUCUCAAAGGUUUUCACGGUUUGGACGUCACUGAACUGGGAAUCCCCACCAUGGAGGAGUUUGUCACCCAGUACUGCCAGCGGAGGGGUAUCCCCCCCAUUAAGAACCUGGACUUCUACUUGGCCUUCUCAUUCUUCCGUGCAGCUGCCAUCCUUCAGGGGGUCUACAGGAGAUCUCAACAAGGGCAAGCCAGCUCCAAAGAUGCCCAGAAGGUUGGGCUCUUAGCAGAACAGAUGGCCAAUUUAGGGUGGUCCUUCACAAAGUCACCCUCAUCAUCGAACCCAUCAGGAACACCCCCGAGAAGUAAUGGGUCAGCCCCAUCCAAGAGGAGCUUUUGUACAUGGACAUCACACACGAGGGGCUAUUCCACACAAGCACCAGGCGUUCUUGCCAUAUCUGUGUCCGCGCUCUCCGGGCGUGCCCAGUCCAUGUACAAAGAAGUCAAUGAGAUGAUUACAAAGUACGUGUAUCCGGUUGAGCGAGAGCUGUUUGCACAUCAGUUAUCCUCUAAUAAAUGGAAUCCACAUCCUAUUAUUGAGCAACUCAAGGAUAGAGCCAAAUCAGAGGGAUUGUGGAAUUUGUUUUUACCCCUUGAGGCUGACCCCCACACAGAAUAUGGAGCAGGCCUGACCAACAUGGAAUAUGCAUACAUGUGUGAAUUGAUGGGGAAGUCGGUAUUUUCUCCAGAGGUCUUCAACUGUUCUGCACCAGACACAGGAAACAUGGAGGUCCUCGUGAAAUACGGGAAUCAGAAACAGAAAGAUGAGUGGUUGAAACCACUUUUGGAUGGAACAAUGCGAUCCUGCUUUGCUAUGAGUGAACCAAAGAUUGCCUCGUCCGAUGCCACCAACAUUCAGUCUGGCAUCAGGCGAGAUGGGGACGAGCUGGUCCUUUCAGGCCGCAAGUGGUGGAUCUCGGGCGCUAUGGACCCCCGCUGCCGGGUCUGCAUCUUCAUGGGGAAGACAGACCCCACGGCAGACGCCCACAAACAGCAGAGUAUGGUGCUGGUGCCCAUGGACUCCCCCGGCUUGACAGUCGUCCGGCCGCUCUCCGUCUUUGGCUAUGAGGACCCGCCAGCGGGCCAUGCCGAGCUGGUGUUUGAGGACGUGAGGGUGCCGGCAGAGAACAUCAUACUCGGGGAGGGUAGAGGCUUUGAGAUUGCACAGGGUCGACUGGGACCAGGCCGAAUCCAUCACUGCAUGCGUUUAAUCGGCAUGGCUGAAAGGUGCUUAGAGCUCAUGGUGAGCAGGGUACAAGACCGUGUAGCCUUUGGCAAGCCCCUGGCCCAGCAGGGGACCAUACAAGAGGCUAUAGCUGAGUCGCGGAUAGAGAUAGAACAGGCUAGGUUACUGACACUCAAGGCAGCUCACAUGAUGGACACAGUUGGCAACAAGGUUGCUGCACCAGAGAUUGCCAUGAUCAAAGUGGUGGCACCCAACAUGGCCCAGAGGGUAGUGGACAGGGCCAUCCAGGCCUUUGGAGGAGCUGGACUGAGUGCCGAUUGGCCUCUGGCGUACUUUUUCUCCUGGGCCAGGAUCCUACGGCUGGCAGACGGUCCAGACGAGGUGCACCGGAGGGCGAUAGCUCGGAUGGAACUGAAGAAAUCAUUGAAAUGAUGGGAUGAUCUUUCCUUGAAAGGAUGCUUCCAUUUGAAACCAAAAAUUCCAGAUUACAAUGCAUUUAGAGGCUAUUUUCAUGAGGCCACUCGGCACAAUCUGCUUAGCAAACAACAGAUUAUGAACCAAAAUGUCAUGUAAUGCAAAUUGGCUAUGACUGGUUCCCAGCUCAGGGGUUCUUAACACGAUCAUAGCUCAGGAAAAUGGAUCCAGAAGCCAUUGGAUAUUCAGCAGUCAAAAUGCAAAAAUCUCUGGGAAUGUACAACUUUUUCCUGGUAUGCGAAGAUUGCAAAUGGUAAUAAUGGUAUUGAUGGCAUUCACAAAUCACUGGUCUUUUUCCAAAGUGUGGUUUUAUCCCUGGCUUAAGCUUGAAGUAUUGAACCUUUGUUGUCACAUGAAGAUAAAUUGUUUUUGUGGAAGAAAAGUUACAUUGCAGGUUAAACUCAUGAAAAUGAAGCACAUAAAGCUGAGAUCUGGAAAACUGCAGGAUGCCUGGUAAGAAGUAUAACUUCUAUCUUUCAAAUUCCAGACUUCCCUGCUGUUCUAAGGCAAGAUUUCACCUUAAUUGGUUCAUGCAUAGAUUUGUUAUCUGAUGACGUGAGCAACACCUGUGAACCAGUGAAAAGCACCCCUCUUUCUCCAUAACUGUAUGGACAAGCUCGAUCAGCAACAAUUUUUUAACCACUGGUCAAUUUUGCCCGGUGUCAGGUAUAUAUUUCAUGCAUAGGUUACCAGUCUAAAUUGACCACUGGUUGACAAUUCGUCCCUGAUAGUGUUGCAAAGCUUACAUGACCCUUUGUGUUCAUGCAAAGCAAGUAGUGUGCAGUACUUUAAGCACCUGUAAAGGUUUCCAACUGUCUCAUGUCGGCAGAUUUUCCACUGUACGGCAACGGGUACCCCCCCUCUUUUGUGUCUUCUUUUGUGUUGUAGGAAUCUUGGAAAUUCCUUUUGGAUUUUCAGAGGGAUGAGAACAGAGUCCCCAAGCGUAUAGCUAAAGGCGUUACAUUUUAGGGAGGGGUCCCCCUUUGCCAUGUCAUGCUGAAUAUCAAUUUCCCUUAUUUCAUGUGGACUCAUGACCAGGCGCAGGGGACCAUGAAUUCCUGCGUCCCUAAAACAAGUCUUUUUUUCCAUCAUUGUUUCUCUAAACCCAGAUAGGUGCUUCACAGGUACAUUUUUUCUCUUCCUAUUACGUAGACGUUUGGAAGUGCUAGUUUGUCACCGUAAAAAUGAGUAAACUGCUUUUUACGCUGAAACUAUCAAAAGUUAAAUGUUUUGAGUAUAUUGUCUAUCAUGCACAACAGAAAAUUUCUAUUUGACUAUUAUGGGUGACCCUGAAAAAAUUGUAAGGAAUCAUGUUAGUGGCUGAAAAUUGUGCCUUGUCUUUUUUAUCCAACUAUUCCUGGUUUUUGUGAAAUUCAAACCACUCAGACUCAUUAAGGCAUUUAUUGCUUUCUGUUUGGAAGGGAAAUACGCCCUAUUAUAGAAUUUGACUAGAAAUCAUAAUGACCAAGUCUCCGUAUUAAAGGUAUUGUAAAAUAAUAUCUGGAAAAUUUAAGAGUGGUUGAAUUGUUACCUUUCUCAAUCCUACAAAAUCCUCCCAAGGCCUUUGGGUAUAUCUUGAAGGGUCUUGAGGAUUAGCCUCGAAUUUGAUGCCAAGUUCCUUCAUUUGGAUCUUAAUUGUGUGGGAGAAGGGUUGGCAUAGCUAAAUUGCAAUCUAUUUCUGGCAGAGCUUGAAACCUUCUCUCACAACAGAAAUGCCUAUAAUAUCAGAUUUACAAGCAUAAAAUACGAUAUCAUUUUUUUCUCGUUGGUAAUAUAAUCUAAGUUAGUAAUAUGUAUUAGUUAAAUUCAACCUUAACCCUUAAACUUUAAUCCACAGAAUGUGAAUACAGCCGCUGGUUACACUGUGCAUAUUUACAUUUGCCAAUAGAGAAAUAAAACAACUUUAUAAAAAAAGACGUUACCAGAAAUGAAUUUAAAACAAACUAAAAAGUAUUAUAUAAAAAUGGGUCUGUGCCUAUCCACGUUGCGUUUUGCAGAGCGUAAGUUAUAGCAGUUUUCAACACAAACCUUAGCUUUCCCAACCAACUCUACGCAUGAGUGGUCCAUGCUUAAUUGGCCUAUUUGAGAUAUGGCAGACACACCAGGAGGGUGCUAUUGGGUUCCUAAAAAUCUAUUGUAUUUCACUCCAAAUUUUACCCUCUUUAAAUAGCGCCCUCCUAUUUUGUCCAUUUUCAAAAGGGCUAACUGCAGAUGUACAUACAUGUAUAUUUACUUUUAAUCCAGUCUUCAUUGUUUUCGGUUUUAUAAGUUUACUAUCUCGUCACUAUGGUUGUCACAGUGACCAACCAUGAAGAGAUGUCACCAGAUCCCUCAAAAUUAGUUUUAUUGCCAUUUAAAAAAAAAAAAAAAA